Molecule: messenger RNA, 468 nt
Organism: Plasmodium cynomolgi strain B
Lineage: Eukaryota; Apicomplexa; Aconoidasida; Haemosporida; Plasmodiidae
Product: phosphatidylethanolamine-binding protein
Exons: 2
Coding region: 1-468 (155 amino acids)
Source: RefSeq, a predicted model, not a curated record
AUGGGAGUGCCGCCCACUGUAGAGGAACUGAAAAGGGAAAAAAUUAUCCCUCAUGUUUUUCCGGACGAAAAUGUGAACUUGACUGUAGACAUGUUCAUAAGUUUUAAAUCAGGAAAGGAAGUAAAUCAUGGAAACAUAUUAGAUUUAGCUGGCACAGGGAGUGUCCCUAGGAAUAUAAAAUUUUCAGAAGCACCCCCAGAUGAUUACUGCUAUAUUUUGUUUAUGAUCGAUCCUGACUUCCCUUCUAGAAGAAGACCGGAUGGAAGAGACUACGUUCACUGGGCUGUGUCCGGGAUUAAAUCCAAGGAGCUAGAAGAAAAUAAGAGCAACAUUAGCGGGGUGCCUCUAUACCGAGGCGAGCAUUACAUUACCAGAGUUAAAUUUAACAACUGCCAGUCUGCUUAUAACGUUAUACAGAUGAAUGAUAUGAAAAUUGUGGGUUUUAACUGGUGCCAGAUAGAGGCAUAA